GCAUUUGCCUCCAAAAACACGCAGAGAAAUGAAGGCCUCCAUGGGAGAUGAAAGACGAGCUUCGCAUCUUGCACUUGUUUGCCUGUUACUAGCAGCAGUUGCAGCAGCAGAAUCAACUCCAAUAGCCAAGCUCGGUUGCCAAGACAGAUGUGGGAACGUCAGUAUCCCAUAUCCAUUUGGUACAACGACGGAUUGCUAUCUCAAUGAAGAUUUUUACAUAGCUUGUAAUUCGACUCACUAUGAUCCUCCACGAGCAUUCUUAACAGGAAGCAAUAUAGAGGUGACAAACAUAACUGUCGGAGGCAAAUUGCGGAUUAUGCAAUUUAUAGCCCGCGAUUGCUACAAUAAAUCGGGCUUCCCAGUUUCCAGCAAUACUCCUUCCAUCACGCUGUCCAAAUUCAGGGUCUCGGAUACUGACAACAAGUUCGUUGCCAUUGGCUGCGAUACUGAAGCAACCAUUCAAGGUGUUCAAGACGCCAAGGGAUACACGAGUGGGUGCAUAAGCAAGUGUGACAGUAUUGACUAUGUGGACAAUUUCACAUGUUCUGGUAUAGGCUGUUGCCAGACAUCCAUUGCUAAAGAUGUAGGGUAUUUUGACAUUUCUGUAAGAAGCUACAAUAAUCACCAAGGUAUCUGGGAUUUCAAUCCCUGCAGCUAUGGCUUUGUUGUUGAAGAAAAUAGCUUCAAUUUUUCUUCGAAUUAUCUUCGUGAUCUGCAAGAUGUAACCAUGAUGCCCAUGGUGCUUGAUUGGUUUAUCGGGAACGAGACGUGUGAAACGAUAAAGACCAAGAGUUCGGGUGAUGUAUGUCAGGGAGAUAGCACUUGUUAUAACGUGGAUAAUGGAUCUGGAUAUCGUUGCAAGUGCUUGGAUGGCUAUCAAGGAGAUCCAUACCUACCUAAUGGUUGCCAAGACAUAGAUGAAUGUAAAGACCCAAAUCUCAAUAAAUGUGAAAAGAUAUGUGAAAAUACAAAAGGAAAUUACACGUGCUUGUGCCCCAAGGGUUAUCAUGGAGAUGGAAGAGCAGAUGGUACAGGAUGUGUUGCCAAUCAAUCUGGAGGAUCACUUAUAAUUGAGCUUACUGUUGGGCUUGGCGUAGGCAUUACAGUAUUGAUAGCAGGUAGCACUUGGUCGUACUGGGCAUUCAAGAAGUGGAAGCUCAUCAAACUUAAACACAAGUUCUUUCGACAAAAUGGAGGCUUGAUGUUGCAGCAAGAACUGUCCAGGCGGGACUCUUCCACUAAAACGGCUAAAAUUUUCUCAGCUGAGGAGCUGGAGACGGCCACCAACAACUAUGAUGAAAGUAGGAUUAUUGGUCGAGGUGGUUAUGGCACAGUCUACAAAGGAACUCUAUCAGAUGGGAGAACCGUAGCAAUUAAGAAGUCCCAAGUUGUUGAUGAAAGCCAAAUCGAUCAAUUCAUCAAUGAAGUUAUUGUGCUUUCCCAAAUCAAUCACAGGAAUGUGGUGAAGCUUUUAGGUUGUUGCUUAGAGACGGAAGUUCCAUUACUGGUUUAUGAAUUUAUCACCAAUGGUACUCUCUUUGAGCAUAUCCACAACAAAAGCAAGGCUUCUUCCUUGACAUUUGAAACCCGGUUACGUAUAGCAGCAGAAACUGCAGGUGUGCUCUCAUAUCUGCAUUCCUCAGCUUCCAUACCAAUCAUUCAUAGGGAUGUCAAGUCUACCAACAUACUCUUGGAUGAUAGUUACACUGCCAAAGUAUCCGAUUUUGGAGCUUCGAGGUUGGUUCCACUAGACCAAGCCGGGAUAUCAACGGUGGUUCAAGGGACCCUCGGAUACCUGGACCCUGAAUACUUGCAGACAAGUCAGCUGACAGAGAAAAGUGAUGUUUAUAGCUUUGGGGUAGUCCUUCUAGAGCUACUGACCGGACAAAAAGCACUUUGUUUUGAAAGGUUAGAAGAGGACAGAAAUCUCGCAAUGUAUUUCAUUUCAGCUUUGAAAGAAGAUCGCUUGGUGCAAAUUCUUGAGAAGUGCGUAGUGGAUGAAGCAAAGAUAGAGAUGGUUGAGGAAAUUGGUAGCCUUGCAAGGAGGUGCUUAAGAGUGAAAGGAGAAGAAAGGCCCACAAUGAAGGAAGUCGCAAUGGAGUUGGAGGGGUUGAGAAUGAUGCUGGAGCAUCAUCCAUGGGUAAACAACGAUGAGUCGAGGUUAGAAGAGACUGAGUAUUUGCUCGGUGAACCAUCGUUGAAAAUUGGUUCUAAUGGCGGUAUGAAUAAUGUUACAUCUGAUAGCAUCACAGAUCAUAUAAUUUUACAACCAAGGAAAAAACCAGAGGUCAUGGGUUUGGAUCGUACGUGUAAGGAGUUUGCUCUGCUUUCACUUAAGUUAACAAUUAUAGCAACCUGGGUAGCAGCGCAACCAAAACCGGAGUGCCAAAGCAACUGCGGGGAUAUCAGCAUCCCUUAUCCUUUUGGAACAGGCAAUGGGUGCAACAUCAGCAGCAACUUUUUCAUUCGUUGCGACACCACCUCCAACCCCCCAAAAACAUUCUUAAGUUCCACCGAUAUUGAAGUUCUCCACAUCUCUCUAGAUGGUUAUUUGCGCAUCCAACAAUUGGUAGGUUUUGACUGUUAUAAUUCAUUAGGACGCAGUUCAUAUGGCGAGUCAUUUUCACUUUUAAACUUCCCCAUAUCUAAUACCAGAAACAAGUUCACAGCCAUUGGUUGUGAUACCUAUGCUCUCAUUGAGGGUACCUUGGGACAUACGUUUUCAACCGGGUGUGUAACAUUCUGCAGUGACGUGGAGGAUGUGAUUAAUGGGUCUUGCUCUGGUAUUGGCUGUUGCCAGGCAGCUAUCCCUAAAGGAGUGAGGAAUUAUGUCUUAAAUUUUGAUACCCGUCGGAAUCAUUCCAAUGUAUUGGACUUCAAUCCUUGUAGUUAUGGAUUUGUUGUGGAAGAUGGAGCCUAUAAUUUCUCUGUUUCAGAUCUUUCCAAUGUUAAUUUCAACACAACGAAAUUCCCAAUCAUUCUUGAUUGGACAAUUGGGAACCAAAAUUGCACUGAAGCUAAAUUAGAUCCAAAAAACUAUGCUUGCAAGGAAAAUAGUGUUUGUAUAGAUCCAGAAAAUUAUAGUUGCAAGGAAAAUACUAGUUGUAUAAACCCUGGAUAUUUGUGCAAGUGUCUUGAUGGCUUUCAGGGUAACCCUUACCUCUCCUAUGGCUGCCAAGAUAUUGAUGAAUGCGAGACACUGAAGCCUUGCAAUGAAACUGCAACAUGUUAUGAUGUAGCUGGAAGUUAUUAUUGUUCGUGUCCUGAGGGAUUUGAGGGUGAUGGCCAGAAAAAUGGAACAGGGUGCAGUCCUAAAGUCAAAUCACACCAGAGUUUUCCCACUCUUCUUGUUGCAUUAGGUAUAGGCAUUUUAUUUUCGCUGUUAUGCUCCUCAUGGGUGUAUUUGGGGCUGAGGCAGAGAAAGCUCAACAAACUGAAACAAGAUUACUUUCAGCAAAAUGGUGGGAUUUUGUUGCGGGAACACCUUUCACGAUAUAAAGAAUACGGCAAGACAGCUAAACUCUUUACAGUCGAAGAACUCAAAAAAGCGACAAACAAUUACCAUGAAAGUAAAAUCCUUGGACGAGGAGGUCAAGGUACUGUUUACAAAGGAUUGUUGCCUGAUGGCUGCAGUGUUGCCAUUAAAAAGUCCAUCAUUGGAGAUCAAAGCCAAGUUCAACAAUUCGUUAAUGAAGUUAUUGUGUUAUCCCAAAUCAACCACAGAAAUGUGGUGAAAUUGUUGGGAUGUUGUUUGGAGACACAAGUCCCUUUGCUAGUCUAUGAAUAUGUAAGCAAUGGUAGCGUCUUCGAUCACUUACACAAUGCCGAUCAUGAGUCUUUCAUAUCAUGGGAAGCUCGUUUGAAAAUAGCCACAGAAGCAGCAGAAGCCCUUUCCUAUUUGCACUCUGCUGCAUCUCCGCCUAUUAUUCAUCGUGAUGUCAAGUUGGCCAACAUACUUUUAGAUGAGAAUUACAAUGCUGAAGUAUCUGAUUUUGGUGCUUCCAGAUUGGUCCCUUCAAAUAAAGAACAAAUAACAACACUCGUGCAGGGAACUCUGGGCUAUUUGGACCCAGAAUAUUUUCAAACAAGUCAAUUGACUGAAAAGAGUGAUGUUUAUAGUUUUGGAGUUGUUCUCAUAGAAUUACUAACAGGUCUGAAAGCAAUUUCUUUCGAAAGACCUGAACAUGAGAGGAAUUUGACUCUGUACUUUAUUGCUGUUAUGAAAGAGGAACGCUUGCUAGAUAUUACUGAUGGACGAGUGUUGCAUGAUAACAACAUUGAACUACUUAAGGAAGUGGCAACUUUAGCUAGGAGAUGUGUGAGAGUGAAGGGAGAGGAAAGGCAAACUAUGAAGAAGUUGCGUCUGAAUUAGAAGUAUGGAGAGAAAGCUCAAGGAGGAAGAGGCUGAAUACUUGCUUGAUGACUUUUAUGACUCGUAUAACACUAACACUAUUCUAUAUGAUAGAUAGAUACUACGGUGAAUAUAGCUAAGAGGUUACUCUACUAUAAGUUCUUGAUUAAA
This is a messenger RNA of Gossypium arboreum, 4522 nucleotides long. RefSeq lists its product as uncharacterized. Gene Ontology annotation, cellular component: plasma membrane. Bases 29 to 4372 code for a protein of 1447 amino acids. The record is from RefSeq and is a predicted model, not a curated record. NCBI's taxonomy places the organism in Eukaryota, Viridiplantae, Streptophyta, Magnoliopsida, Malvales, Malvaceae. Gene Ontology annotation, molecular function: polysaccharide binding; ATP binding; protein serine/threonine kinase activity. The transcript has 6 exons. Gene Ontology annotation, biological process: cell surface receptor signaling pathway; protein phosphorylation.